Messenger RNA from Rhea pennata, 2177 nucleotides. It is a transcript of the gene MYL9, whose product is annotated as myosin light chain 9. Bases 156 to 734 code for a protein of 192 amino acids. Gene Ontology annotation, molecular function: calcium ion binding. Gene Ontology annotation, biological process: myofibril assembly; platelet aggregation. The transcript is spliced from 5 exons. NCBI's taxonomy places the organism in Eukaryota, Metazoa, Chordata, Aves, Rheiformes, Rheidae. Gene Ontology annotation, cellular component: cytoplasm; stress fiber; myofibril. The record is from RefSeq and is a predicted model, not a curated record.
AGCCGCACCACAGCAGCGCCGACGGCCCCGCCGCUCGCCCGCUCCGGCCCAGCUGUGGUGCAGCCCAGGAAACCUCUGCUUCCUGUGAAGUCACUGCAGAGAUGUUGUCACUGGCUCUUAAACACUGUGCUUAAAGCUUGACGGUUCCUAUCCACAUGCGAAACCCACUCACUGACUUCAGUUCUGGUGACCCUGGUACUGAACCAGCUUCCAAGAUGUCGAGCAAGCGUGCCAAAGCUAAGACCACCAAGAAGCGCCCUCAGCGCGCCACCUCCAAUGUCUUUGCUAUGUUCGACCAGUCACAGAUCCAGGAGUUCAAGGAAGCCUUCAACAUGAUUGACCAGAACCGUGAUGGAUUCAUUGACAAAGAGGAUCUGCAUGACAUGCUAGCUUCCCUAGGGAAGAACCCCACUGACGAGUACCUGGAGGGCAUGAUGAGUGAGGCGCCGGGACCCAUUAACUUCACCAUGUUCCUCACCAUGUUUGGGGAGAAGCUGAAUGGUACUGACCCAGAAGAUGUCAUCCGCAACGCCUUUGCCUGCUUUGAUGAGGAUGCGACAGGCUUCAUUCAUGAGGACCAUCUGCGUGAGCUGCUGACCACCAUGGGAGACAGGUUCACAGAUGAGGAGGUGGAUGAGAUGUACCGGGAGGCUCCCAUUGACAAGAAGGGCAACUUCAACUACGUGGAGUUCACCCGCAUCUUGAAGCAUGGGGCCAAGGACAAAGAUGAUUAGCACCUAGAGCUGCUACACUGCCUCUGCCUCCUCCUGCACACACUUCCUGCCCCCAUGGAGUCCCUCCAUUCCCCUUGCUGUUUAGGCCCACAGCAGUUUCACUCCAUCAGAAAUAUCUUCCUUCUCUGGGUUACACUUAUGUUGGCACGUGACCCUGCAGCCUUUCUAGAGUGCUUCCAUCACUAUCCCCCUGUGUGCCCAUCCAUCAGUCCUAGACCUCCUCUCCCAUCUCUCUCCCACCUCCUAGCCCCAAAGACUCUGUGCAGUGUCUUGGUGCCCAUGCCAAGGCCUUUCCAGGGCUGUCUUCUCCAUAUCCAGACAUUGUAAAAGACACAUUCUCUUCCUGAUGUGUCUGUCUGACAGAGGAGAGAAGGUUUGCCUUUCCUUCUGGCCUCUGUCCAGGAAGAACAAUCAGGUCAUCGUCUACCGUCUCCUUUAACAAAUAUUGCUUGAAGAUACCACAUGGGUAAUUUGAUUUCUGAGGCAAUGGAGUGCUGUGCACUCAUCUGCCCUACUGUCCUGAAACCUGGCCAUGUGCCUGUCCCACGUACAGGCUUGCAGGGGAGCGCCUCAACAUCACAGCUUCACCCUUGUGCUGUGUCCCAGGUGGUCCUUACCUGAAGGACCUUGCCACAGGUGCUCUUCACAACCUGCUAGAAACCCCCCUUUUUCACAGCCCCCAGCUCUGCUGCACAGCCCUACUUUGCAUUUGGAUGGCAUCUUUCAGCAGAGGUGAGCCCAGUGUGCUGACUCCUUGGCAUCCACAGCCUACCCUGCCAUGCUGGCUACUGUGCCAGGUCUGUGGGUGGGGGUGUGUGGACAGGAGAAGGAUGGAAGGAUUUUUCCUUUCUGUCUGCCCUGAUCCACUGCUGUCUCACUGUUUCCUGUGACAGUAUCUCCCUCCCAUGCUUCAGCUACCAUGUCCCUUGGCCUCAAAGUGGAUGGGAUCCAGCAGCACACAUCACAGGCCCAUCAUGAGGCACAGGUGGCAAUGCCAGGGGAAGUGUGCUGGAUUGUCUUGCUUUCCUUGUGCUUCUCAGCCCCAGGACUUCCACUCAGGUUUGGACCCUACCAAGCAGCCAUUUGCUCCCUGGAAGCAACUUUGUAGUCUAGUAGUCACUGUUCCAGCUGAGUAAGUGGGAGGUCUGUUCCAGCUGAGUAAGUGGGAGGUCUGUUUCCCAGGCAUAGAGCUGGUAUGGGAAGGAGCAUCCCAGGUGAGUGCUAGCUUGUUGGGAUUUUGGCUGGCUUAAACCAGUGCAAUCCCAGUCUUGAAGGACACAACAUAGAAAGGCUCUUGCCUUUCCUCCCACUCUCUUCCUUUAUGAAAGGGAAAAAAGAACACUUUGUUUCCUCUUCUAUGGUUGUUUUAUGGCUUGAGAGCCUGUGAUUUAAGGGAUUCAGAAAGCUGAAGCCACAUACAAAGUCUGAUGGAUGUAAUACAAA